Tachyglossus aculeatus (Australian echidna) is the source of this 3704-nucleotide messenger RNA. RefSeq names its product zinc finger RANBP2-type containing 3 (gene ZRANB3). NCBI's taxonomy places the organism in Eukaryota, Metazoa, Chordata, Mammalia, Monotremata, Tachyglossidae. Gene Ontology annotation, cellular component: nuclear replication fork. Gene Ontology annotation, molecular function: endonuclease activity; ATP binding; ATP-dependent chromatin remodeler activity. The coding region runs from base 82 to 3396 and encodes 1104 amino acids. The transcript is spliced from 21 exons. The record is from RefSeq and is a predicted model, not a curated record. Gene Ontology annotation, biological process: replication fork processing; DNA repair.
CUUCUCGGGCGACGCGAGCAGGGGUUUGGGCCCCGGCCCGCCGGCACCGGGACGCUCCCUCCUCGCUGCACCAGCAUCAACAUGGACAAAGCACAUCACAUCCAAGAGUCUCCCAAGCCUGAAGUUUCUUGCCUGAAAAAUGAAUGUGAUGACCAGCUGCUGUCUUUUCUGCCUGUCAAACUAAGAGCAAGACUCCUUCCUUUCCAGAAAGAUGGAAUUGCAUUUGCACUAGCAAGAGGUGGCAGGUGCAUGAUAGCUGAUGAAAUGGGCCUGGGCAAAACAAUCCAAGCAAUCGCCAUCGCUUACUUCUACAAAAAGGAAUGGCCACUCUUAGUGGUGACUCCCUCCUCCCUGCGAUACCCUUGGGUGGAGGAGAUAGAAAAGUGGGUCCCAGAGCUGGACCCUGAAGAGAUCGUCAUUAUUCAGAACAAAAGUGACGUGGGGAGAAUAUCAACCAGCAAAGUGACCCUUUUAGGUUAUGGCCUGUUAACCACAGAUGCACGAACUCUGAUCGAGGCUCUCAGCCACCAGCACUUCCAAGUGGUCAUCGUCGAUGAAUCUCACUACAUGAAGUCCAGAAAUGCAUCCCGCAGCAAGAUUCUCUUGCCGCUAGUUCAGAAUGCCGAUCGGGCCAUUCUGCUCACCGGAACCCCAGCUCUAGGGAGACCUGAAGAGCUCUUUAUGCAGAUUGAAGCACUUUUCCCAAAGAAAUUUGGAACAUGGACUGAAUAUGCAAAAAAAUACUGCAAUGCUCAUGUCAGGUAUUUUGGAAAAAGAACUCAGUGGGACUGCAGAGGGGCAUCAAAUCUAAGUGAACUUCAUCGGCUGCUAAGUGACAUAAUGAUCCGAAGAUUAAAGAGCGAGGUUUUAGCCCAGCUACCACCCAAAGUUAGACAACGAAUUCCAUUUGAUCUUCCGACCGGGGCUGCUAAGCAACUGAAUGCCAGCUUUGAAGAGUGGGAGAAAUUGAUGAGGGCUUCAGCCUCGGGGACUGAGAACAGUGGCGACUUCUCUCGGGCCAUGGGGCUGAUCACACGCAUGUUCAAAGAGACGGCUCUUGCCAAGGCAGGGGCGGUGAAGGACUACAUCAAGUUGAUGCUCCAGAACGAGUCACUCAAGUUCCUGGUCUUUGCCCACCACCUAAGCAUGCUGCAGGCCUGUACCGAAGCAGCCGUAGAAAACAAGGUCCGUUACAUCCGAAUAGAUGGAAGUGUUCCGUCUUCAGAAAGGAUGCAUCUGGUACAGCAGUUCCAGAAGGAUCCGGACACCCGCGUGGCCAUCCUCAGUAUUCAGGCCGCUGGCCAGGGUUUAACUUUUACUGCUGCCACUCAUGUUGUGUUUGCUGAGCUCUACUGGGACCCAGGACACAUCAAACAAGCAGAAGACCGGGCUCACCGAAUUGGGCAGUGCAGUUGUGUAAAUAUCCAUUACCUCAUUGCCAAUGGAACGCUGGAUUCUCUCCUGUGGGGCAUGCUGAACCGCAAGGCAGGAAUUACUGGAAGCACUUUGAAUGGCCAGAAAGAGCGACUGCAGGCUGCGGAGGGUGAUAGAGAAAAGUGGGAUUUCCUGAGCUUUGCCGAAGCAUGGACCCCAAGAGAAGACCCUGAGGAGAUCCAAAAUGAAACCUUAUUCACUAAGUGUGAGAAAGAAAAACAGCAUGAUAUCCGUUCCUUCUUCUCCCCGAGACCCAACAAGAAAAGGCCCAGCAGCCCGGCCUCCUGCAGUGAAUCCCGCUCCAUCCCCGGAGCGGACAGUGAGUCCCUUCGCUCCGGAGACACCAUUUCAGAGGCGGCUGCUGGUUUGGAGAGCGAUUUUGAGCCUGCAUGCAAAAGGUCUCGAUCAGAGGGCAAACCCGCCCAACAGGACUGUGUUCCCAGAGGGAGCCAGUCCAGGCCGGGCGGAGCCAGCUCGUCGUGCCCCGGAGCGGGAGCUGAGGGGGUCCAGCCCAACCCCAGCAGGGCAGCCCUCCCUGGCCACCAAGGGUGGGACUGUGGUCGCUGCACCUAUGUCAACAGCUCCUUGUUACCGUACUGUGAGAUGUGUGAGCAUCCUCGACGGAGCCCAGUGAAUCUGAGCAAAGAAGGAGAGGGGUACCGUGACUGCACCGCCAGAGGACAAGGAAACGUUUCUGAGGGGUGCGGAAGAGCUGACGUGCUGCGCGCCGACAACUCGGAUGGGGUAGAACCGGACCGGGAGUCCCCGGGGACUGAGCCCUCCACUGAGAGCAAGGAAAGAGGAAGAGGAGGAGGCUGCAUUCAGGCUGAGGCUCAUGAGGAACCGUUUGAGAAUUCAGAUGCUUUCCCAGUGUAUGAUGGCCUGCUGUUUUGUGCAAGUAGGAACACUGACCGAAUACACCUCUACACCAAGGGUGGGGAAUCCAUGGGCUGCAAUUUUGUUCCUUUGGAUGUAAAAUUCGACCUCUGGGAAGAUUUACCAGCCAGCUUUCAGCUGAAACAGAACCGAUCACUGAUUGCAAGGUUCGUGCGGGAGUGGUGGUGCCUGACAGCCAUGAAGCAGAGAAUUCUUAGGAAAAGCGGCCAGAGAUUUAGCAGCCCUGCCCUCGCUCUGGAGGAGAUCAUGCAGCCCCUCAGCAAGCAGAUUUGUACCAAAAGAUAUAUAACCAAAGCAGAUGUGGCCACCGCCUCGGUGAACAAAGCUCACAGUCUUGGGGGCAGCGUCCAGGUGGUCACCAAGGAAUCCAGGUUUUCCAUUCAAAACAAAGACCGCUCCGCUGCAGAAAGCCAGGAAAGUCCCCCAAAGAAGUUGUCCGAGCCUGAAGCCCAGGGCCUCAUCAGUCUAAAUUCAGCCUCAGCUGUCCCUGAGCUCCCCGCAGACCCUUCCGGGUCCAAAGGCUACGUGCAAGCUGUCGAUCAGGACGGAAACCCACUCUGUCUCUACUGCCAACAGCCCUCGAGCCAAAGCGGCCAGCAGAACAAGGCCAUAGGGUGGGAUUGGCGGUUCUGUUCCCUGAAUUGUCAGGAGGAGUUUGGGAUCCGUUCUAGCAACAGUUACCUGCGGGCUAAGGUGUAUGAGGCUGAGCGAGGUGUGUGCCAGCUGUGUAACCAGAACGUCCAGGAGCUCUUCCUCCGCAUCAGAGACGCCCCUAGGAACCAAAGGAAGAGUCUUCUGGAUGUCACGUGGACAUCCCAGCUUCCUCUAGAACAGUUGAAUGAGAUGAUAAGAAGCCCGGCAGAGGGGCAGUUCUGGCAAGCGGAUCACAUCCAGCCCGUUGCGAGUGGUGGGGGCCAAUGCCCCCUGGGGAACCUGCAGACGCUGUGCACACUGUGCCACAGGAAGAGAACUGCCCAGCAAGCCAAGGAGAGGAGCCGGCUGAGGAGACAUUCCCUGGCUUCCAAGCACGGAUGCGACAUCACGAGGUUUUUAGUCAAGAUGUGAAGGCCGGAUCCCCAGAGUGUCAUUUUGGGAAAGCGGAGGUAGCAAAGACAUGGUUCUUCCUUCCCAGGGAUCGAGGACAGAUGCGGAGCCGAGAGGCGGAAGGCGCCAUCUGCCAUACAGUGGGAACGGGUUGGGGGUCAACGAUCCGGAGCCAUUGACUGCUGUGUUGGUUUGAAGGUGGCCUUUUGGCCCAUUCUGCUCGAUGGCUGGUGGGGGUGGUUUGGCUUUGGGGUUAUUAGCUUGGGGCCGUGGUGCCUUCCGUCACACGCAGAAGGGUGGCAUCUACCCAAUCACGUUUGACACCCACA